Parnassius apollo (apollo) is the source of this 2718-nucleotide messenger RNA. The record is from the annotation of a GenBank genome assembly. NCBI's taxonomy places the organism in Eukaryota, Metazoa, Arthropoda, Insecta, Lepidoptera, Papilionidae.
AUGCAUUAUUCAUACAAAUUAUUAAUUAUAUUUAUAAUUGUGAUUAUUAAUGGGAGAUUGUGUGAAUUAGAUAAGGAUGAAUGUGCAUUAAUGCCUAAAAUAUGUAAUCACGGAGUUUGCGUUAACGUUCCCGGUUCAUAUCAAUGCUACUGUAAGCCAGGAUACACUGGCGAUAGUUGUGAACAAGAUAUUGAUGAAUGCCUUUCGUCGCCGUGUAAAAACGGCGGUACGUGUCAGAACUUAGAAAAUAAUUACGAGUGCACUUGCAUUGAUGGUUUUGAAGGCAAAGAUUGUUCGAUAAAUAUCAACGAAUGCGAAUCCAACCCUUGUGCCGCCGGAUCCACAUGCGUCGAUGGUAUUGCCAGCUAUUCUUGCGUGUGUCAGGAAGGAUUAACGGGAGCCAAUUGUGAGAUCGAUAUUGACGACUGCGAGUCGCAGCCGUGCCAGCACGGCGGGCGGUGCACGGACGCGCUGGGCGGGUUCACGUGCUCGUGCGCGGGUACGGGCUACGCGGGCCCCACUUGCGAGCUGGACGUAGACGAGUGCGCGUCGCAGCCCUGCCGCCACGGCGGUACCUGCCUCGACGAACUGAACGACUACCGCUGCGCCUGCCACCCCGGGUACACAGGCAAGAACUGCGAGGUGGACGUGAACGAGUGCGAGAGCUCGCCGUGUCAGUUCGGUGGUGUGUGUCUGGAGCGCAGCAACGCUAGUUUGUACCAGGAGGCUGGGGCGCCGCCGCUGCUAGUGGGCCCGCAGCCGCACAUGCUGCUGCCAGCCAGCUUCUACCAGCCGUUCUCGCUCGACGCGGCCAGCGGGUACGAGUGCGUGUGCGUAGCGGGCACGGCAGGCGCGCGCUGCGAGGUGAACGUGGACGAGUGUGCGUCGUCGCCCUGCCGCCACGGCAAGUGCCUGGACGCCGUGGGCGGCUACACCUGCCUCUGCGCGCCCGGGUACGAAGGCCAGCACUGUGACCUGGAGAUCGACGAGUGCCAGCGGUACGCGCCGUGCGCGCACGGGCGCUGUGUGGACCUGCGCGCGGCGUACUUGUGCGUGUGCGACGCGGGCUGGGGCGGCCGCAACUGCUCCGUACUGCUGCAGGGCUGCCGCCGCCAGCCGUGCCGCCACAACGCCACCUGCCUGCCGUGGCUGUACCGCGAGACAGAACACCGCUUCAACUGCUCCUGCACGCCCGGACACUACGGCACCACCUGCGAGAAGAUAACGACGAUGUCGCUGGAGAACAGCAGCUAUGCUGAGGUGAACACGUCCCGCGAGGAGGGCUACGACCUGUCGUUCCGCUUCAAGACCACGCUGGGGCACGGGCUACUGGCCAUGGGCCGCGGCCUCACCUACUUCUUCCUGGAGCUGUCCAGCGGCCGCCUCAACCUGCACUCCAGCCUGCUCAACAAGUGGGAGGGCGUCUUCAUCGGCUCCAAUCUCAACGACAGCAACUGGCAAAAGGUGUUCGUGACGAUCAACUCGUCGCACCUGGUGCUGGCGGCCAACGAGGAGCAGACCAUCUACCCUAUCAGCCAGAACGAGGCGUUCAACGCGUCGGUGACGUCAUUUCCGUCCACGCGCCUCGGUACGGCCGGCUCCUCGUACGCCACGCUCACGCACGGCCCCAACUACUUCGUCGGCUGCUUCCAGGACGUCGUGGUCAACGGACAGUGGGUGUUGCCGGAGGAUUCAAACACGACGUCGGCGGAAGCGGCUGGGGGCGAGGAAGAGGAGGAGGAGGAUGAGGAAGUGGAGGAGGGGGGAGACGCGGGGAGCGUGGCGGCGGCCGAGCUGCACGGCGUGGCGGCGGCGUGCCCGCGCGUGGCGCAGUGCUCGCCUAACCCGUGCCGGUGGGGCGGGCUAUGCGAGGACGCGUGGUCGCGGUUCAUUUGCACGUGCGCGCGGCCGCACCUGGGCGCCACGUGCCAGCACACGUACGCGCCCGCCACGUUCGCGCACGAAGCCGCGCGCGCGCGCUCCACGGUGCGCGUGCGCGUGGCGCCGCACGCCCGCCGCGCCGUUCUCGCCGCGCUGCACAUCUCCAUGUUCAUCCGCACACGCAAGCCCACCGGACAGAUCUUCUACCUCGGCUCCGGGCCCAGAUUCGGUCAAACGGACGAGACACUAGUGGGUGCAUCGCUGAAUGGUGGUGAACUACUAUUGCACUUACGCUUCAACCAAACGCCUGAAAACUACACGGUUGGAGGAACACGGCUCGACAAUGGAUACAUGCAUCUUAUCGAGGUGGUCAGAAAUUCAACUUUAGUGCAAGUGAAAUUGAACGGCACCGAGUACUUCAGGAAAUCUAUAUCUGCAGCAAGACAGCUCGAUGCACAGGUGUUGUACCUGGGCGGGCCGCCUCCGUUGGAAGAGGUGUCAGCGCUGCCGGUUCCCGCUGCACUGUCGUCCCCCCGCCUCCUCCGCGUCCCCCCUCCCCGGUUCCCCCGCUUCCCCCGCCUCUCCUGUCCCUGCUUCCCCGGUACCCGCUUCUCCAGUCCCCGCAGCUGCCUCCUCCAUCCCCGCUGGAGCCCCCCGUCGACCCCGUGUACCCCGCCGCCCCACUGUCCCCGCUGUCCCCAAUGCCCCCCCGCACUCGAGUCAUCGACCCCGGAGCCCACUACGCAAGCGCAGCCGCACGAUGAUCCCGACUACUUCAAGGGUGUCAUACAAGAUGUUCAAGUGAGUAUCCAAAUCGUUUUGCAGGCUGUAAAUUAG